AUGAUAAUCAGCGAUUACACAAAAACAAUUGUACCAAAAAAGGCCAGAAGGAUUGAAGGUACCAAUUCGUUUUUUGAUUUAGGCGGCGAUGAUAGAGUUUUGAAAUAUGAUAAGGAAGAGUUAUUGAGGAUCUUAGAAGACAAUCAUUAUCAUUUUUCCUAA
Molecule: messenger RNA, 162 nt
Organism: Funneliformis geosporum
Lineage: Eukaryota; Fungi; Glomeromycota; Glomeromycetes; Glomerales; Glomeraceae
Source: the annotation of a GenBank genome assembly